UGUUGCUAAGAACAUGCCCAGCAUCAAUUAAUUUAGAGCUUUAUUUGAUUAGAGACUCAAGGAUUCACAAGUUGUCCAUCCUUUUUUUCUUUUUCUUUUUUUUCUAUUUUUUCCUAAACACAUACACAUUUGUGCAAGCAAAUGGUAGGGCAUAAUGUUUUGCACUAAACAAGGCAAACCAUGUGAGAAAUUGGCAAUUUCUUCACCUGCUAUGUUUUCCCUCUCUUCUUCUUACUUUUCUACUUAUCCAUAAUUGACAAAAAUUCUAUAUAUAUAUAUAUAUACACACACACCCACAAACAACACUCACUCACUCACUCACUCACUCAAACCACAAUAACAAGUACCAUAACAAGUCCUUUCAAAUCCAGUUCAAAAGGCAAUUCAAAACAGGGGAUCUUCUUUGUUCUAAAGCAUACACAGAGAUGGGAAUCCAUUUGACAGGAAUAGCAAAUGCAAAGCAAAAGUUACAGAGAACUUUUUCAGCGAAAUACGGAAUUGGAUCGGCGGUGACGACGACGAAUGUUCCUAAAGGGCAUUUUGCAGUUUACGUAGGAGAAACACAGAAGAAGAGGUUUGUGAUUCCGAUAUGGUACCUGAAUCAUCCAUUGUUUAAGGAUUUGUUGAACCUUGCGGAAGAGGAAUUUGGAUUCGAUCAUCCAAUGGGUGGCCUCACAAUUCCUUGCAGCGAAGAUUACUUCAUCAGCUUAACUUCGGCCCUAAAUUGUUCAUAAAUCGAUUUCGGACCCCCCCCCCCCCCGCACUUUUCUCAUCAUCUGCCCUAAUUUUUAACAUUUUCUUGCUUCGAUUUUUUUUUUUUUUCAUCCAAGAGAAUUGAAAUCAAGAGAUUCAAACUAAAGCUGGUCUCUGUGA
Benincasa hispida (wax gourd) is the source of this 873-nucleotide messenger RNA. RefSeq names its product auxin-induced protein 15A-like. Lineage: Eukaryota; Viridiplantae; Streptophyta; Magnoliopsida; Cucurbitales; Cucurbitaceae. The record is from RefSeq and is a predicted model, not a curated record. Gene Ontology annotation, biological process: response to auxin.